UAUGGAAUAUAAAUAAAUAUCACCUCAGAGAUUACAACUUAUUACAGAGAGAAGCGAUUCCAAAGGAAUAUAUUUCGUUCUGUCUAAUCUUAUUCUUUGUUUAAAACCCCUCUCCAUGCAUUUCUCUUGUUUAUAUAUUUAUUGCUUCCUCUCUCUAAGAUUUGUGAGUCCUGACCAUCAAUCUUUCUAGCUAAGUGAGUAGGUUCAGUACGUAUAAAUAUAUAUAGAGCAGAGAGCGUUAGAGCAGAGAAAUGGGUUUGAGGUCCAUCAUAUCGACCAUCACCUACGGUUUGUUUCUUGGCUAUCCACACAAGAAGCCAAAGGUCAAAAGUGUGAGCCACCUCAACUAUUACCACACCAUGCCAAAGGCUCGUCCACUUUCUUUACAGACGAUAGACCUAAAAGUACGGAUGUGCUGCAGUGGAUGCGAGAGGGUAGUCAAGCAUGCCAUUUACAAGUUGAGAGGAGUGGACUCGGUGGAGGUGAACCUGGAGUUGGAGAGAGUGACGGUGGUUGGGUACGUGGAGAGGAAGAAGGUGCUGAAGGCGGUGAGAAGAGCCGGGAAGCGAGCGGAGUUCUGGCCUUACCCGGACAUGCCUCGCUACUUCACUUCCUCGGACCACUACUUCAAAGACACAACCCGCGAAUUCAGGGAAAGCUACAACUACUACCGCCACGGCUACAACCUCAGCGACCGUCAUGGUCAUAUCCACGUCACUAACCGUGGCGACGACAAAGUCAGCAACUUCUUUAACGACGACAACGUCCACGCUUGUCGCCUUAUGUAAUCAAAUGUUUAAUCUUUUUUAUUUCUCAAAACUAAUCAUCCUAUAUAUGUAAUAUGUACAUAUAUCUGUAUGUAUUUCUAUGGUCUCUAGGGUUGAUACAUGUUGUAUUGUAUUGUCUAGCAUGUAAUCCCUCUUAAGUCUUAAGGUUGUCAAUUGGGGGUGUCAAUUGGGAUUGCCCUGCCCGGACCAAAACCUGCAAACCCCAUUGCCACCUAAGUUCGGCCCACAAAAUUUUGGGCCUCUAUU
This is a messenger RNA of Brassica oleracea var. oleracea, 1034 nucleotides long. RefSeq lists its product as uncharacterized. Gene Ontology annotation, molecular function: metal ion binding. The record is from RefSeq and is a predicted model, not a curated record. The transcript is spliced from 3 exons. Lineage: Eukaryota; Viridiplantae; Streptophyta; Magnoliopsida; Brassicales; Brassicaceae. The coding region runs from base 252 to 788 and encodes 178 amino acids.